AUGGACCGCAACAUUGCCGCAACCAAGUCGGGGGCCGGCAGCAACAAGCUGGACAAAUCGCCCACGCCCACUCUAGCCGACUACCAGGCGCAAUGGGCCAAGAUUCACAAUGACACCAUCCGCCAGAUCAAGCAGGCUCAAGAGGAAGAAAGAAACGCACGCGCGACGAGUCGAGCACACUCUUCUCCCUCCAAGUAG
Molecule: messenger RNA, 198 nt
Organism: Aspergillus aculeatinus CBS 121060
Lineage: Eukaryota; Fungi; Ascomycota; Eurotiomycetes; Eurotiales; Aspergillaceae
Exons: 2
Coding region: 1-198 (65 amino acids)
Source: RefSeq, a predicted model, not a curated record